Sapajus apella (tufted capuchin) is the source of this 5213-nucleotide messenger RNA. RefSeq names its product methionyl aminopeptidase type 1D, mitochondrial (gene METAP1D). NCBI's taxonomy places the organism in Eukaryota, Metazoa, Chordata, Mammalia, Primates, Cebidae. Bases 2538 to 3191 code for a protein of 217 amino acids. Gene Ontology annotation, molecular function: metalloaminopeptidase activity. The transcript is spliced from 8 exons. The record is from RefSeq and is a predicted model, not a curated record. Gene Ontology annotation, biological process: proteolysis.
UCUCUUCACCACUCAAUCAUAUCUCCUUACACAAGCAGUCAAGCAGUCAACAAAGAAGAAAUUUCUUUUUUCGGAGACAAAGAGAUAUUUCACACAGUAUAGUUUUGCCGGCUGCAGUUUCUUCAGCUCAUCCGGUUCCUAAGGUACUGUAUUGCCUAUUAUCUGCUGCUUUUUCCAGCCAAGAUAAAAGUUGACUGCAGAAGCGAUCAAAUAUUUUUGCACCUUUGAUUUCUGAGCCAUUUGGGUUUUAAUUUUCAAACUAGGCUUGUGAUCUAAAACUGUGACUUGAGAAGUUUUAAUAUCCUGCAGUUCUAUAGCAUUAAUUUUUUAAAAUAAAGCUCUAAACUUUCAGUUGCUUAGCUUAUUUAGAAUUAAAAUUUCGGCUGGUCCGAAGGUAGUGAGUUAUCUCAAUUGAUUGUUCACAGUCAGUUACAGAUCGAACUCCUUGUUCUACCCUUUCCUCCCUUCUCACCACUGUACUUGACUAGUCUUAAAAAAAAAAAAAAAAAAAAGUAGAAUUAAAAUUUCUAUCAAGAAAUUUUCUACAUUAAAUUUCUAACACGAAGAUAAAACUAUAUGUAUGUAGUUUUCUAACUGUUUUAGAGAAAAAAAAUUGACUAUAAAAUUAUGAUGAUUCAAAAGAGAUUACUUGAAACUAACACGCUAGAUUUUUUUAAGCCUGUUCUUAUACUUUCCUUGUUAUUUGAUGCUACUGUCUUUGAAUCGUCUUUGAAACUAAAUUAAAUAAAAUAUAUCUCAGAGCAGUCUUGAUUUUUUUUUUUCAGAGAUUGCAAUUCUGUGGAAAGGCAAUCUAUCCAUUUUUCAAAGUGCAAUAUAAAGGGAGCAUACAAGCCCCUUAGGAAGAAGGAGAAUAGCUAAAGAAAUAUAGAUUUGUCACAAAAAAUCAUCUGCUUUCUCCCUUUUAUAAAUUUUUUUAUGGUGAGCCCACAUUUAGUAUAUUAUACUUCCUGAAGGUAAAUGGCCCACUUUUAAGGCAAAGGCCUACGACACAGAAGGGCCACCAGGAUGUAUCCCGUGGCCUGGCCAUCACAGUGAGAGUGAGCAUUUGGUAUUAGUCACAAAAAUUGACAUUUUUUUUUUCUGUAGAAGAAAAGAAAAGGAAAUCUCUGGUGAGGUGAACUGUAUUGUUUUAGCUAUUUCAGUCAAUUUCAGCAUGACAACCCAACAGCCCUUCUGCCUGCAAGUUAUAACCUUGCCAGAUCACAGAGCAGCGUGGAGACAAGAACACAGGCUCUUUGGGGGAGACCUGGUGAGCGUUUGCGGGCAUUUGUGGUGAAGCUGUGGGAGAGUAGAUGUUCCUCCAGAGCUCAGCUGCGGCAAACCAGGCAGUAGUGUCACUUAUAUCAGAAAACCCAUCUGAACAGGGGGUAAGUGAAGACCCGUAACUCCUGCGUGAGAGGCUUCACAAAGAGGAGAGUCCUAACCUCAGCCCUUCCAGUGCUGCUGUGAUGUUUCAAUUGAAUAGUGUUAUCUCCCUCAGCUUCCUGUCCCAAACUGCUGUGGAGCCCUACUGUGGACUGUCCAACAACGCUUAUAGUUUGUAAUGCAUUAUAAACUACAAAUAGUUUGUAAAGAGCUGUGCAAAACCUUGGGACUGAAAGAAGUUCUGUGUCUAAGAUGGUAUUUAUUUUCCAAAUACUGCCCAUAGUGGAGAACGGCCUACAAAAGUGAUCAGGGUUGCAUGUUUUGAGUUUUAGGGUGGCUUUUUGUUUAUUCUUGGCAAGUAAUGGAAAUGUUCUAGGUAAUUUUUAUGUACUUGAAGAAGAAAACUUGUUUCAUUUUAUUCUAGCCUCUUAGUGUAAGUAUGGUUGCAAAAUGUAAGAAAAGUGUAUGUGUAAUAGGCUUCAGGGAACAUGACAGUCAGCCUUUUUACAUAUAUUCGUUUGGAGAGGGUGUUGGGAACUAUGUUUUACAUAAAUUAUAUUUUUGUGUUAAGAUGAAAGUGCUCUUAAUUAACCAUUUGGUGAAUUGGAAACUUGGUGCUAUUUUUUAUCAAUGGUGAUACGCUUCUAACUGGGUUGGGAGGAGAAAAAAAAGAAAACUACUGUUUGUUUUGACCAGAAGUCUACUUCAGUCCAGUUUGACUCAAAGCAUGGUAAGGUUAACAGACCAUCCAGAGGCAGCACUAACAGGCAAUGUUAAGUUCAAAAGGGCAGGGGAAGGAACUGGGGGCAGCCUGGAGGGUCUGUUGUGCUGGCUUCAGAGGUCGGUGCUCCGGCAGGAAGGGCAGAGCUCCAUGAAGCAGGAGGCUGUGUCUGAAAAAAUGAUCCCAUUGUCGUGCGCUGGGUUCUGAUCUUCAUUUUCAAUCCUUUUUCCUCAAGCACAUAAAGAAGCCAGACUAUGUGACGACAGGCAUUGUACCGGACUGGGGAGACAGCAUAGAAGUUAAGAAUGAAGAUCAGAUUCAAGGGCUUCAUCAGGCUUGUCAGCUGGCCCGCCACGUCCUCCUCCUGGCUGGGAAGAGUUUAAAGGUGGCGUCUCACCAAUCCUUAGAAUGACAUUCAUAAGGGGUUGACAUGACAACUGAAGAGAUAGAUGCUCUUGUUCAUCAGGAAAUCAUCAGUCAUAAUGCCUAUCCCUCACCUCUAGGCUAUGGAGGUUUUCCAAAAUCUGUUUGUACCUCUGUAAACAACGUGCUCUGUCAUGGUAUUCCUGACAGUCGACCUCUUCAGGAUGGCGAUAUUAUCAACAUUGAUGUCACAGUCUAUUACAAUGGCUACCAUGGAGACACCUCUGAAACAUUUUUGGUGGGCAAUGUGGACGAAUGUGGGAAAAAGUUAGUGGAGGUUGCCAGGAGGUGUAGAGAUGAAGCAAUUGCAGCUUGCAGAGCAGGGGCUCCCUUCUCUGUAAUUGGAAACACAAUCAGUUGCAUAACUCAUCAGAAUGGUUUGCAAGUCUGUCCAUAUUUUGUGGGACAUGGAAUAGGAUCUUACUUUCAUGGACAUCCAGAAAUUUGGCAUCAUGCGAAUGACAACGACCUACCCAUGGAGGAGGGCAUGGCAUUCACUAUAGAGCCAAUCAUCACGGAGGGAUCCCCUGAAUUUAAAGUCCUGGAGGAUGCAUGGACUGCGGUCUCCCUAGACAAUCAAAGGUCCGCCCAGUUCGAGCACACGGUUCUCAUCACGUCGGGGGGCGCGCAGAUCCUGACCAAACUGCCCUAUGAGGCCUGAGGAGCCACCCGAAGGUCUCGAUGACCGGGUGCCUUUUUAAAUAAAUUGCUGAAAUCCGGCUGGAGAACUUUUAGAAGAAACGGGGGAAUGACCGGUGGCGCGGUAACCUACGAGGCACCUAAUAGGACCUUGGAAAAACGCGGGGGAUCUGGAGGGCAACUGGGAACUCGGAUCUGAAGCCUUGCCGGGGCCGCGCGGCUUCGGAAAAACAAAUCCUCUCCCUGGGCUCUGUUUCCUAGCGCGGCCAACGCAUCUGGAGCGGACUGGAGGAAAUCCCCUCCUUUGGGAAAUGAGAGAUUCCAAGAGAAGCACGGUUUUCUCUUUCCCUUGUCCUGACUGCCAGAGUAAAAAACCUUUUAAAUCCAUUGCGUCUGAGCGCCUUACCUUUCUGACAGUUACAAUGAUCUUUGUGUCUGAACUUUGCAUGUCUGCCCAGAAACCCGAACCUGUUGAUGGAUUUUUUUUUAAUUCGUUUUCCCUUGUUACGUAUCCCACAUUGGCGGGCCCCCAGGAUGCUCGCAGAAGCCAGUCCCCAACCCCAGCCCUUCGGCAUCUUUCCCCUCCAUCGCGGCUUUGCGAUGAAAAGAUUGGCCUGCGAACAGAGGCAUGGAUGACAAACAUAUCCUUGCCAGUGGACUCUGAGCCUGGCCAUUCUGCAGGGUUCUAUCAAUUCAGAAAUGCGACUUUCCUGGACUCCUGCGGCUCUUCCUCACCCCGCCCACAUCAAGCUUUCCAAGGCUAUCCCAGAGGUGAAGUUUGAGGCCCUGCCCCCACCCACCACUCACACGCACUCAAGCUCGCUAGACCGUUUGCUACAGUAGGAAUUCGAGCUUGGGUCCCACUCGCCCAGGUGUGAACAAUGACGGGUUAGUGGGCGGUCUAGUCUCUAAAUUGACCCCUCCCAAAACUGGCCCUCUUUGGAUCGGGACCUGGGCUCGCACGCUGCAGGAGCCGCAAAGGUCAACUGUUCUGGAAACCUUGAGGGUUCCAGAUAGAGGAGAUACGGGCGCAUUUGAGAGCAAGGGCCUGCUUGGCCGGGACUGAAGCUUGAGAGUUGAACUCCAGUUCGGCUGGCAGCUCCAACUCGCUUCAGGAGCAGGAAUCCAAGGGCCCAUACUGCCUGCCAAGGGCCAUUUCUGCCCAGAUCAUCCUCCUUUCCGUUGCGCUUGCUCUCUGGUACCUGUUCGCACCUGAGCUCAAGGGUAGGGAGGAGCUGGGCCUCUGGCAGUAAGCGAAGGAAGCCGUCUGCCUCCGGUUAUGCUUUUAGGAACAAGUCCACUGAGGAUGUUCAAGCGGUUAAUGGUUGUGCUAACUCUUGUUUCUACCGAAGCGGGUUUUGUAAAGUUGACAUCCUUUAAAAAUAGCUUGGGCUUUCAGAAGCUCAAGGAAAUGGCACCCGUAGUUGCCAGGACAGUUGUCCUCGGCCAGGACUAAGAGCCAGUUCAUCUUUAUGACACUCAAAAAAAGGGUAAACUGAGGACCAGCUGGCUCGGAAAAGUGAUGAGUUCCAGCGUUUACCUAACACAGGGUUCUCUCUCCGUCAUCCCCCAAACCCUCCAGCUAGGCUUCUUUGUGUCCAGGGUUGUAGAUUUUUGGAUAGAGGUGUUUCUGAUUCUAGUGAGUCUGAGAACUAGAAAAGAUCAGGGAGGGGCUGACGAUGUACAAGGUCCAUAGAAAAACUUUUUGUCUGCUCGGAAGUUGGCCAAGCAGAGGCCCACAGACUGAUGUUACUGCCCCCCCAAAUAUGUGGAUUCCCUAAAGAGCAAGAGGGCUUAGCUGGCGUUGGGAGAUGUUUGCUGGAGAAUGACUUCCGUCUUCUCUUAAUGCAAUCGGACUGCAGCCAUUAGCAUUGUGUCCUAUCUGCAAAUCAGUUUACUCGGAGGUUCCCCAAGGAUAGUUUCAUUAGGACCACAGGAUUUUACCAACCACUGAGGUAACACACUGCUUGGGCAGCAAUUAUUUUGAGAUGGAGGUAUUUAUGGGACAAGUUUAUAAUUCCACGUAUUAAAGGGACUAACCUAA